Messenger RNA from Saitoella complicata NRRL Y-17804, 1323 nucleotides. RefSeq names its product aminotransferase class I and II. Gene Ontology annotation, biological process: biosynthetic process. NCBI's taxonomy places the organism in Eukaryota, Fungi, Ascomycota, Saitoellomycetes, Saitoellales, Saitoellaceae. Gene Ontology annotation, molecular function: pyridoxal phosphate binding. The coding region runs from base 1 to 1323 and encodes 440 amino acids. The record is from RefSeq and is a predicted model, not a curated record. The transcript has 4 exons.
AUGACUGAACAUCACUCUUCAGCCCAUCAAAACCUCCGCAAGGCCCGCGGUAACGAACACGUAAAGCACCGCGAACACCUCCCCGGUAUCAGCCACCCGGGGUCUACCGGGGUUAUUUACUGCACCGAGAGGGCUACUGCGUUGGGAUAUUCUGAUAAGGAUUCAGAGUGGGCGAAUUUUGGACAGGGUGCACCGGAGACGCCGACUUUGCCGGGUGGAUUCGAGAAACCGACUACGAUUACGGUGAGUAAUAGUUCGAGGGAAUAUGGACCGACAGCUGGUAUCAAGGAGCUACGAGAGGCUGUUGCGAACUUGUACAAUGAGCAGUACCGCCAAGGCAAGGAGAGCAAGUACAAUUGGGAAAACGUCUGUAUUGUACCUGGUGGUCGCGCCGGUUUGAUCCGUAUCGCCGCCAUGCUCGGCGAGACGCUCGUCUCGUACUUCAUCCCCGACUAUACUGCAUACUCCGACAUGCUGUCCCAGUUCAAGUCGUUCUCUCCGUUCCCCAUCCCUCUUUCGGAAGAGGAUAAGUAUCAUGUCAAUGAGGAUUUGAUCCGUGAUGAGUUGAAGAGAGGCGUGAGCGUGAUUUUGACCAGUAACCCACGCAAUCCUACAGGGCAGGUGUUGAGGGGAGAAGAGCUAAAGAGAGUGCAGGAGAUGUGCAGAGGGAAGUGCACGUUGCUUUUCGACGAGUUCUAUUCGGGGUAUAACUACACGUCUGACGCGGAUGGGAAGACCAUUUCAUCGGCGGAAUAUGUGGAGGAUGUUGAUGAGGAUUCUGUCGUCAUCAUCGAUGGACUAACCAAAUCUUUCCGCCUUCCUGGGUGGCGGAUUUGCUGGGUUAUUGGGCCGAAGGAGUUUAUCAAGGGUAUGGGCUCGACGGGGUCGUUCUUGGAUGGAGGUGCGAGUCACCCAUUGCAGGAAGCUGCUAUCCCGCUGUUGAAGGUGGAGAGUGUCCGGAAGGAGAUGAAGGUCUUGCAGGAGCACUUCAUCAAGAAACGCGACUACGUCCUCGACCGGCUCAGCAAGAUGAACCUUUCCGUCGCUUACCCACCCGAAGCAACCUUUUACAUCUGGCUCGAUCUUUCACACCUCACCUCCCCCGAACUGUCCAACGGCCUAUCCUUCUUCGAGGAGUGUUUGAAAGAGAAGGUCAUUGUCGUGCCAGGGAUUUUCUUUGAUCUGAAUCCGUCGAAGAGGAGGGAGUUGUUUGAUUCUCCUUGUCAUCAUUUUGUGAGGUUGAGUUUUGGGCCAGGGAUGGAGGUGCUGAGGAAGGGGUUGGAUGGGAUUGAGAGGGUUUUGAGGAAGUUCGGGGAGAUCUAA